AUUUGAACAGUCGUAUGUGGCAGUGCCCGACCUGCGCAUAGAACUACAUCUCCCAGACUGUGUUUAUUGGUUUGCACCCAUUUAUAGCAACUGUCGUGUAUCUCACCGCCUGUUGAACACGGUCUGACUGCGACAGGAGAAGGUUCAGGUGACUGUGUCCCUCAUAAACUCCGGGAUGAAUGACGGAACGGAGGAAGAGACGGUCCCCGUUAUAAUGGAGACCUCAUCGUUCUCACAGGUAGUUUUCAACGAUGUUCCUCCAUCAUAUCCGCCAAACAUUGCUGUUACGUGUCGGUACACUCUUACCGGUGCUCUACAGCCCAGCUCGAGGGACUGGAUUGGUAUCUAUAAGGUUGGUUGGAAUUCAACACAGAAGUAUUAUACCUACGUAUGGGUGGACCCUCCCCUAGGCCAUGUCGGACCUGAACCGCUUGUGCAACAAGUGGUUUUCAAAGAGGGCUACCUACCCAAGGAUGAUGGGGAGUUUUACCAGUUCUGUUAUGUGGACAGCUUCGGUCAUGUCAAAGGAGCAAGCACCCCAUUCUGCUUUCAAAAUCCAGCAGAAACAAGCCUUGGCUCCAGCUUGGAGAAAGACCUGUUAGUCAUAACAACACAGGAGCAGGCAGAAAAGUUGGAGAAAGAGAAAGAGGACUUUGUGAAAGAGAUCGAGCCGUUAAAAGAAACAAAUGCUAUUCUGAAAUCUGAGUUGGAUGAAAGACUGCAUGAAAUCCGCCGUCUCAGGAGCUCCAUGGAAGAUAUGAAUCCAAAGGAUAAACCAGAGUCACCAUUGCCAGAUGUACAGAGUUAUACUUCCACUGAGGAGCCACUGACAUGUCUGCAAGAAAAGUACCAGAGAGCUGUUCAAAAGAUCCAGUUGCUUAAGAAAGAAAGGACAGAGUUACAGCAAGAGCUUGGACUCAAAGAUGAGGAAAUCCUAGGGCUAAAUACCUUGCUGAAAGAAGCAGAGCAAAAUUACAACAAAGUACAGGACCAGGUCAAGCUGCUACAGGUGGAUGUGCAAAGCAGCAGGAAAGACUAUGAGAAACUGCAUGCUGAAAUCCAGGAGCUUAGGAUGAAAAGAGCUCUGGAAGACCGGAGGGCUGAAAACAAAUCAUUACAAACAUCCAUUUUAGAGCAAGAAGCCCAAAGGAAAGAAGAAAACAAAGUACAGAUUCAGGCCUUGCUCGCUCAGCUGGCAGAGGCCAGAGGGCUGCUUCGCAGUGAGGUGCAGAGUUGCAAAGAUGCCAGCAAACGUGCAGACAGCAAGCAGGAAUUGAAGGAAGUGAAACGGAAGCUGGAGGAGAUGGCCUUGAAACAGGCUGAGGACGAGAAUACCAAUCAAGUCCAGGCACAACUUCAGCAGGCACAAGACAAAAUUUAUGAAAUGGCAGAGACAUCAAGAUCAGAGAGAGAGAACCUUGUGAAAAGGAAUGAGGAACUGCAGGCAGAAUUAAACAAGCUUCGUAGGACAUUGUUUGACUACCAGGUUGCAUCUGUUGCUGCAAUGUCUGAUCAACUAUCCAACCCUCAAAGCCCAGCAGCCUCCCAGGAGCAACCAUACCCACUUGACCCUCAUUUAUAUGAGAGCAUUGAUCACACGACAGCAAACCCUGCAGGAAGAGAGCUUGAGACCAGGGUGUGCCAGCACUGUCAUGAGGGCUUUCCUGGCGUCACCGAGGAUGAACUGGCAGAACAUGAGCAGUCUCACAAAGUGUGUCCGUUGUGCACUCUGAUCUGUGACGAUAUGGGACAGCAGGAGUUUGAAGAUCACGUCUACAGUCAUGAGAUUUAGUCAAUUCUUUCAUACUGUCUUUUAAAAAAUAUGCUGGUGCUUUUUAAAGUACUGAAUGGUCCCUAAACAAGGAUUUUUUUUAUUAUUAUGUAAUGAAUGUAAUGUAUUACCGAAGAAACUGGAACUAAAUAUCCAAUUAAAUGAUAAAAUAAUAGUACAUAUAAUACAAAUGUAGGAUAAAUUAUUCUUACAUAACCAUUGGCAUAAUCGUAUUUACCCAAAUUUAUUUCCAGUGGUUAAUCAAGCGUUGAAAUAAUAAACAUUAUUGUGAGAAA
Labeo rohita (rohu) is the source of this 2067-nucleotide messenger RNA. It is a transcript of the gene calcoco2, whose product is annotated as calcium binding and coiled-coil domain 2. The record is from RefSeq and is a predicted model, not a curated record. NCBI's taxonomy places the organism in Eukaryota, Metazoa, Chordata, Actinopteri, Cypriniformes, Cyprinidae.